AUGACCGGUAAACCCCCGGGGAUCCCAGACAACCCUAUUGAACAUCAACGUUGCGUCAGAGCCCCGGAAUGGAUGCUAAGCAAGGACGAAAUGGGCCAGGCCAUGGUUCUUAUCCUACGCUGCAAAGUCCCCGAAAACGUAACGGACGACCCUCAGCUGCCGGAUCCGUUCAUCAUUGGCACAUCAGUCCAGUUAGCGGUUGGUGAAAAGGAAGCUCGAAAUAUGAAAGCCUGUCGCGAAGGUCGCGGCUCACGUUACCUCCUCCGUACCCGAAGCAUAGUUCAAAAGCUGACGAAUAUGACCGAGCUAACCGACGGCACACUCAUUGAGAUAUUUCCACAUCCAACAUUUAGCACGGUACAGGGCAUAGUGUAUGAGCCGGAUUCCAUCAAUAUUGAUGAGGAAACCAUCAAGAUGCAUCUGACUUCUCAAAACGUACACUCUGUUCGCCGCAUCAAAAAACGAAUGUAUGGUAAGCUCAGGAACACACCAGUGUUAGUUCUAUCGUUCCAUGGUACAGAGCUUCCAGACCACGUGUACUUUGGACUGUUGCGGAUCGAAGUUCGAGUCUACUACCCGUCUUCGCUAAUGUGCUUCAACUGUGGAACUUACGGUCACCCACGGAAGUCAUGCCAACAGCCUUGUAUCUGCCAGCAAUGUUCUCAACCGCUGAACGUUGCAGAAGGAGAGCAGUGCGAAAAUACACCCCACUGCUUCCAUUGCAAAAAAGAACAUUCUGUCAGAUCUCGGGUUUGCCCGAAGUACAAGGAAGAAGACACGAUUAUCCACAUGAAAAUCGAUCGUGGCAUCUCGUUUGGUGAGGCCAGGCGCCUAUACAACGAAGAACAUCGUAGAGAAACUAUUACGCAAAUGAUUCAGAACCAGCUUAAGCAAGAACUUGUUGCAAAAGACCAACUGAUCGCAGCUCUCCAAAAACAAGUUGCUGACCUGGCCAAAGAACUUGCUUCCCUUAAAUCAACACUUCGCGAACCACAGCUACCGCUCGCUCAACGCACUUCGAUUGGGAACCAGGCUUCUACAUCUGAAACAGCACCCAAGACGCAGCACCAAUCCAGGAAAGACAAAGGUUUCGUCAUGCCGCCUGCCAAAUCAAACGAUAAUCUUGAAAACGGAAUCGACAAUAGCAUUCGCACCAGGCGCCGCAGCAACAAGCGAGUGCUGGAGAGCUCUCCAACAGACCGCAACGAAAAUCACGGUAAGCAUGUGUCGCAUCAUCCAAGAACGACGAGUAGUACGACCAAUACGGAAACAGGAUAG
This is a messenger RNA of Aedes albopictus (Asian tiger mosquito), 1278 nucleotides long. RefSeq lists its product as uncharacterized. Bases 1 to 1278 code for a protein of 425 amino acids. NCBI's taxonomy places the organism in Eukaryota, Metazoa, Arthropoda, Insecta, Diptera, Culicidae. The record is from RefSeq and is a predicted model, not a curated record. Gene Ontology annotation, molecular function: zinc ion binding; nucleic acid binding. The transcript has a single exon.